UCAGUCCCAAGAAGGCCGCUUCUACACAUCUCCAUACACAGCGCGAUGGCCGAGAGCGGCGCCGCCAAGCCACGCGUCGGCGACCUCUACUGGAAGAAGGUCGGCUCUAACGGAUGGACCCUCGGGAAGGUCUGCGCCGUCGCCGAAGAGACCAACAUGGCCGAGUUCGGCCUCGUCGACGAAGACUCGGGCGACAUGCUGCGCGAGCCCCACGAGAUGCUCGACCUCGCCGAGCACCCGCUCUUCCCGGCGAAUCCGCUCUUUAGCACGUGCGCCGACAUGACGUCGCUGCACCACUUGCACGAAGCGGCGUUGGUCAAGAACCUCCAAGAUCGCUCGGCGCUCUCCAACCAGCGCCCGUACACAUUCAUGGCCAACGUCCUCAUCGCCAUCAACCCGCUGCGAUACCUCGAAGAAGUCGAUAAAGACCUCUUCAUUGGCAAGCCGCUCGACAAGUGCCCACCGCACCCAUACCACGUCGCCGAGAGCGCGUACCGGCAGCUCUGCACAUUGCGGCCCGUCAUGCAGAACCAGAGCAUCAUCAUCAGCGGCGAGUCGGGUUCGGGCAAGACCGAGACGUCCAAGAUCAUCCUCGAUUUUCUGACGAUGCGCGCGGUUGCGCCGCGCUCCGAGAGCUUUGACGACCACUCGGAGCCCGAGGUCACGACGAUGCCCCUCAAGCGCCCGAGCAUCUCGAAAGGCCCCAGCGGCUCAUCGCGCGUGCUCUCGUCCUUCUCGAUCCGCGACGUCUCGAGCAUGCUCAAGGAGCCCAACACGGUCACCUUGGGCGAGCGGCUCAUGGAGACGAUCCCGAUCCUCGAGUCGUUCGGCAAUGCGAAGACGCAUCGCAACCACAACUCCUCGCGCUUUGGCAAGUACAUGCGCCUCCAGUUCUCGUCGCGCCAUUACGAGCUCACGGGCGCGUCCAUCGACACGUACCUCCUCGAGAAGUCCCGGCUCGUGCACCCGCCCAACGGCGAGCGCAACUUUCACAUCUUCUACGAGCUCUUGCGCUCCGGUCGGUCGGACCUCCAAACGCUGCUGCAUGUCGCCAACGACGACCCGGAAAGCGCGAUCCAGAGCUUCCACUACCUCAACCGGUCGGCGUGUACGAGCAGCGACCUCCUCGACGACGCAGCCAACUUUUCCAAGCUCACGGACGCGCUCCUCAUGGUCGGCAUUGACCAUGUGCAGCAGACGGACCUCUUCAAGCUCGUGGGCGGUCUCCUCCAUCUCGGCAACGUCGACUUUGACGAGGAAGAGACGUCGGAAGGCUUGUCGGCGGUGCUGGCCGAGACGUCGCUCACGAGCUUGGGCCAUGCGUCCGAGCUCCUCGGCGUGCCGGUCGACGAGCUCUCGAGCGCGAUGCUCAACAAGCGCAUCACGCGCAGCAAGGGCGGUCGGAAGAACUCGAUCUACUACCUCAAGAAGGACGCGCGCCAAGCGUCCUACUCGCGCGAUACGAUCGCCAAGAGCAUCUACGAACUCGUGUUUUCGUGGCUCAUGCGCCAGUGCGCGUGCGCGCUCGAGUACAACGAAGCGCUCCGAGAUGUGCUGCCGUACAUUGGCGUCCUCGAUAUCUUUGGCUUUGAGGAUUUCGAGCCCAUGAACCGCAACUCGUUCGAGCAGCUCUUGAUCAACUACGCCAACGAGACGCUCCAGAGCAUCUUCAACACGUGCAUCUUCCAGGCCGAGCAAGAGCUCUACCUCUCCGAGCACAUCCACGUGCCCAACAACGUGGAGCUCGCGUUCCCGUUUGCGCUGCCCGGACAGCCGCUACCGAGUCUGACGCCGACCAACGAACCGAUCGCGGAGCGGCUCAACUCGACGAGCGAGCUCAUCACGUACGUCGACAAUCAAGAGUGCCUGACGCUGAUCGCGUCCCGCCAAGGCGGUGUGUUUGCGACCAUUGACACGGUCUCGCGGCUGCCGGGCCCGUCGGACCGCAAGCUCAACGAGCGUCUUCACACGCUCUUCAAGCGCAACGCCUGCUUUCCGCUGCCGCACCCAAAGGAAGCGCACGAGAUGUUUUGCAUCGUGCACUACGCGGGCACGGUCAAGUACCACAUCGAGUCGUUCAUUGACAAGAACAACAACAUCAUCUCGGCGCAGUUUGAGGAGCUCAUCCACAUGUCGCGGUCACGCAUUCUGAGCUCGCAGCCGACGACGACGCCCGUGAGCAGCCAGCUCAAGGGUGGAUCGGUCUCGCAGAUGUUCUCGGUGCAAAUGAAGGGCCUCGCGUCCGAGCUCGAGGGCACGCGCUGCAACUUUAUCCGGUGCAUCAAGCCCAACGCCGCGAUGGCGGUCGGCGUCUUUGACCGCAACUCGGUCGUCGACCAGCUCCGCUGCUCGGGCACGGUUCAAGCCUGCUCGGUGCUGCGGGUCGGCCUCCCGACACGCAUCUUGUACGCUGAAGUCGUCGACAUUUACGCGCCACUCGUCGGCGACGAGGUCUACAGCCUCUUCAAGCUCAACGAGCGCCUCUUCACGCAAGCCAUUUGCGCAGCCUUGCGCUUUCCUGCCGAUGCGUACCGGCUCGGCGAUACGCGGCUCUUUUUCCGGACGGGCAAGAUCGAUUUGCUCGACCAACUGCUCAACGUGACCAAAAUCGACCCGCACUUGCCGUCCGCGCUCGGCCGCUACGUGAUCAAGCGCCGGUGGGUCUCGGCCGUCACCAAGGCCAUCGUCUACAAGCGCUUUGAGCGCAUCUACCACGAGUGCAAGUUUCGCCGGCGCGCGAUCGUGCUCCAGUGCGCGUGGCGCCAGCACCGCGCGCGUCUCGAGCUCGCGUCGCUUCGUCGCCAGCAGGCGAUUGCGCUCAAGCUCCAAAGCUGGAUCCGCAAGCUGCAGAUCAUGAAGGCGUUUGCGGGCCGCCCGGACGAGAAGCUCUCGCUUCUCAACGGUCUUUUGAGCAAGCCAGCGCUGCCAAAGGGCCAAAAGUGGCUGCUCACGUGGCUCGGGCCGCUCCAGCGCGCCAUGUACGUCCAAAAGCUCUGCCGCAAGGCGUGCGUGGCCUUUAUGGUCAAGCGCGGGUUCCUCUGGCUCUACGAAAACGUGCGGAAGAAGCGCGCGCAGCUCCUGUUGCAGACGCAGAUGCGCGUCUUGCUCGCCAAACGGCGGCUCCAAGAGCUCGUGCGCAAGCGCCGCGCCCGCGACAACUGGAAGCGCGCGAUUCUCGGGGCGCGGGUGUGUUCGCUGUUUUUGCGGCAGUUUAAGCGUGUACAUUUGACGCGCCUCGAAGCCAGCCACGAGUCGCUCACGGCGCACAAUGAGGCGCUGGAAGCCCGGGUGUCGGCGCUAACGUCCCAGCUCGAAGACUUCAAGAAGCAAAACGAAGCGCUGGCCGCGGCGGUCGUCGAGAACAAGCGGCUGCUCGACGCACGAGCUGCGCGCAUCGCGGCCCUCGAAGCCCAAGUGCCCAAGCCAAAGGAGUCGCUGCUCUCGCGCGUCUUCCGUUUCUUUACGUGCAACUCGGCACCGUACGACCUCGAGGACAACGACGACGACGCGGCCGAGCGUACGGUGAGUGAAUGCAGCUCGGUCGACGACCAUGCAAACAAGGUGACGCCGCCAUCGUCGACCACGUCGACGGCAUCGUCAUCGACCCCGUCGCCCGCCACAACGAUGGCCACCAAGCAGGCGCGGAAGCUCUCCAACUUUGUCAAGCCCGCCAAGCGCCAGCACGAAGGCGUCUGGAAGAUCAGCCGCUUUGUCUUCUAGGACAGAGCGUACAUGUGCGCACGCCAGUGGAAGCGUGCGAUGAUGGCACAUACGACGACGCUACUUGGCCGUUCUUGCCCCCGAUCGCAGGUGGCAUCUACUUCAACAACAGGAAGGUCCAGUCUUUAUUUAUACAAACAACAAGUUGUACUGCAUUCUCAA
This is a messenger RNA of Saprolegnia diclina VS20, 3882 nucleotides long. RefSeq lists its product as hypothetical. The transcript is spliced from 7 exons. The record is from RefSeq and is a predicted model, not a curated record. Gene Ontology annotation, molecular function: ATP binding; actin filament binding; microfilament motor activity. Bases 46 to 3720 code for a protein of 1224 amino acids. Gene Ontology annotation, biological process: vesicle transport along actin filament; actin filament organization. Lineage: Eukaryota; Oomycota; Saprolegniomycetes; Saprolegniales; Saprolegniaceae. Gene Ontology annotation, cellular component: actin cytoskeleton; myosin complex; cytoplasm.